AUGAGGGAAGUGACCGUCUAUCGCUCCGUGUACACCGAGGCCAGCUUCGAGCACCACUUCGGCCGAUCCCCUGGCGAAGACCGAGCUUCGGCGGGAAGCUGGAAGCAGCUGGUGGGGAGGAGCUGCGCGUGCUCGGGGAACGCGUGGAGACGCUCGGUGAGAGCGCGCGUGCCUUGCCUCUCGUGGCUGCCCAGGUACAAGUUCAAGCGCUGGCUGACUGGGGACAUCAUCGCCGGCCUGACAGUGGGCAUCAUCCACAUCCCGCAAGGGAUGGCUUUUGCUCUGCUGACGUCCGUGGCCCCAAUUUAUGGACUCUACACCUCGUUCUUCCCUGUUAUGCUGUACAUCUUUUUUGGAACUGGACGACAUGUGUCCACAGGUACUUUUGCUGGGAUUAGCUUGAUGACUGGGUCUAUCGUCGAGCGCUUGGUACCACACCGAUGGAACGUCACGAGCCUGGAAGAUCCAGAGUUGGAGAAGCAAAGGAUAUCUGUCGCUUCAGCAGUGGCCUUUCUCUCGGGACUUAUGAUGAUCUGCAUGUUUGUCCUGCAGCUCGGAUUCCUUUCCACCUACUUGUCUGACCCAAUCGUGAAGGCAUUUACCAGUGGCACUGCAUUCCACGUCACCAUCUCCCAGCUCAACACCAUGCUUGGACUACAGCUUCCGCGCUUUGCUGGACCUUUCACCAUCUUUAAGACACUGGCAUCAGUACUUGGAGCACUCUCUGCGACCAAUAUUGUCGAGCUGAUUAUUUCCCUGAUAUGCCUCUGUGUGCUCAUUCCGACAAAAGAGCUCAGCAGCCGUUUCAGGGAGAGAUUCCGUGCUCCCAUUCCCAUCGAGGUGGUCAUGAUUAUAGUGGCUACUGCAGUCACCUUUGCUACAUCGCUCGAUGAGUGCUUCAACGUCCAAGUCGUGGGUCAUAUCCCUGCAGGAUUCCCAAAGCCCCAGUUGCCAGCAUUGGGGAGCAUCCCGAGUAUAAUCGGAGAUACCAUUGCAAUUACCUUUGUCGGCUACGCUGUGUCUGUAUCACUGGCUAUGCUCUAUGCAGACAAGCACAGAUACAAGAUUGACCCCAAUCAGGAACUCUUGGCUCACGGAAUUUCGAAUACCAUUUCCUCCCUAUUCACCUGUUUUCCAAGUUCAGCUUCAUUGGCUACGAGCAGUAUCCUAGAGAAUACGGGGAGCUCUACGCAGCUUGCUGGAUUUUUCACCUGUCUUGUUGUCUUGGUGGUGCUACUUUUGAUUGGGCCACUGUUUUACUCUCUACCCAAGGCAGUUCUGGCCUGUAUUAAUGUCACCAGCCUGCGCCAGAUGUUCCUCCAGUUCCAGGAUCUACCAGAACUGUGGAGAGUGAGCAAAAUGGACUUUACAGUCUGGGUGGUCACAUGGCUGGCUGUAAUCACACUGAACGCGGACCUCGGCCUAGCUGUGGGCGUGGCGUUUUCCAUGAUGACCGUGAUUUACCGCACUCAAAGAGUUAGCUGUUCUGUACUGGGCCGAGCAUCAAACUCAGAGAUUUACAGACCAGUGGACAGCACUAUGUGCCAGGAAAUUCCCGGCCUGAAGAUCUUGUCUUACAACGCUCCCAUUUACUAUGGAAAUAAGAACUAUUUCCGGGAUACCAUGGCCAAAAUAAUCGGACUGACCCCAGAUAAGAUCAAAAAGAGGGAAAAGAGAAAGAAAGCACUGGAAAGAGUUGGAAAGAUGACCAUUACCACCAUCGAUAAUGGACUCAUCCAACCUCACUACCCGGCCGACAGAACCUCGUCCUCUUCAGAUAAGCAAGAUAAAAGGAUUCGGUCUGUUGUGAUCGACUGCAGUAGCAUCAUCUUCAUUGACACAGCUGGAGCAAGGUUAUUUGUUCAGAUGUGUGCAGAGUGUCAGAAAGCCGACAUGUGGGUCUACCUAGCAGAAUGCAACAAAGAUGUUUUGAAAAUAUUGACGUGUAGUGGCCUUCUUAACCACCUUCAUCCAGAGCAGAUCUUUGUAACGAUACAUGAUGCUGUCGUCAAUGUGGAGCGAAUGAAGGAAGCAGCCUCACAGAAAAGCACUACAAUUUGGGUAUGAAAGAAUCGGUGGACUUUCUGCUCAAUGAUUGCUGUACCACUUACAAAGGACAAUCAUAAGGGUCUGCCUGACCACAAUUGCCUUUCAAGGAGACUCGAAAUGAAGUGAAUAGGCUCUAUCCAACCUGCAAUGCAGAAUGAGACUUCUUUACUAAUCUAAAAUGUGUAGCGUUUCACUGACAGAACAGAACUACAGGUUAAGCUGCACGGAAUGGCUUCUUCCAGAGAGUCACGUCAAAAAGCAGAAAGUCAGCUUUAACUGAAAUUGUUAUUUGCCACUAUGGGAUUUUAGUGUAGUUGGUGUGUGAAUGAAUCUGGUCAGAAAGAGAUAAACUACAAAAGAAUGAUUAGGAAUAAAGGGAUACCUUCUUUAUGGGAGUGCUGCUGGGCAAUGCGAUAUAGGGGGAUGGAGGUGA
Molecule: messenger RNA, 2482 nt
Organism: Hemiscyllium ocellatum (epaulette shark)
Lineage: Eukaryota; Metazoa; Chordata; Chondrichthyes; Orectolobiformes; Hemiscylliidae
Gene: slc26a10
Product: solute carrier family 26 member 10
Exons: 18
Coding region: 1-2067 (688 amino acids)
Biological process (GO): transmembrane transport
Cellular component (GO): membrane
Molecular function (GO): oxalate transmembrane transporter activity; chloride transmembrane transporter activity; sulfate transmembrane transporter activity
Source: RefSeq, a predicted model, not a curated record